CACAAACCACAGUCGUGUAAAAAAGCCUCCUCAUGCCAAGUGAGAGUGAAUCAAAAACGGUCUGACGGAUUUUCAAAGUGGAACUUCGUGCUGAUUCGGUGCAGUUCUUAAAGCGGCCGCUAGAGGAAGCACAAAAUCGAAACUCACGGGAAUGAGAAACUUCCUCUAGAAAUCGUAUCCUUCAAGAAAUGCUCGCAAACUAAGCCAGAACUUUUGAAAACCCUCGAGCAGUUGCAGUUGGACUUUUGAGGAAGUUUCAGAAAAGUUUCAGGAUGGCUGACUACAACACUGAACAACCAGCGCCUAGCAAACUCAAUCAAGUUCAGGAUCAAGUCAAUGAUGUUAAAGUCAUUCUCAAAGACAACAUCAACAAAGUCCUGGAGAGAGGAGAGCGGCUAGACGACCUGAUCGGCAAAACGGAUGAUCUGCAGGCCACGGCUGACUCAUUUCAAAGGACGUCCACACGUGUUGCCAGAAAGAUGUGGUGGAGAAAUACCAAGAUGAUGAUUAUAAUUGGUGUGGUAGUGCUUGCCAUCAUCAUUUUAAUCAUCCUGUUAGCAACACAAGUCAUUCCCACCUAAUCCAGACAUCCAUUUCAAUCAUUUGUAUUCGUGAAGUACACGCACACACACUAAGAAUUAAUGACCUUUUUUACUAUGAAAGAAACUGGAUAGAUUUAUGUAUAGAUAAAUAACUAUUUUUGUUAUAUUGACAUUUCAUGUGAUAUUCUGUAUAAAUCUGGGGCGAAUAUGUGGUUAUUACUCGUUAGGGUGUUAUCUUAAUAUAAUGAGACUUAAAACUUAAUUCAGUGAAAAAAUGUUUUAAGAUGUUUUAUUGUUAAUAGUUUUACUUUGAGACGAACCACUGUGCUUCAUUCCAAAGACGUCAAAAAUCAUUUAAAUUUUAAUUACAUUUCAUUAAAGAAAACAUGCAUUAUA
This is a messenger RNA of Labeo rohita (rohu), 938 nucleotides long. RefSeq lists its product as uncharacterized. The transcript has 4 exons. The record is from RefSeq and is a predicted model, not a curated record. Gene Ontology annotation, molecular function: SNAP receptor activity; syntaxin binding. Gene Ontology annotation, cellular component: plasma membrane; SNARE complex. Bases 273 to 581 code for a protein of 102 amino acids. Gene Ontology annotation, biological process: vesicle fusion; SNARE complex assembly; vesicle-mediated transport. Lineage: Eukaryota; Metazoa; Chordata; Actinopteri; Cypriniformes; Cyprinidae.